GUACUGCGCAUGCGCAAAAUGCAGGAGGCACAAGUCGAAUGUUUAUGUUUGUGCUGGCUGGAUGAAAUGGGACUGGAGAGCUAAUAUACGCACUAUCAAAGUCACCGAUCACCGCUGUAACUCUGCAGGUGGGCACACGACAAAGCAUUCACCAAAUAAAUUUUGUAACUGACCACGUCAAAAUGAUUUUAACCACGGCCAUGGAUGUCAGUCACCUUGAAGCAGACCGCCUCGAAACGACACAAUGGGGAACACAAGCAGUGAGAGGGCUGCCAUGGGCCACGGGGACAAGAUCCAGCGGAGGGACAGCAGGGGCACCAAGGAUGGCGAGAGGCCCAAAAUUCUCAUGGACAGCCCUGAAGAUGCAGAUAUUUUUCACAGUGAAGACCUGAAAGCCCCCUUAGAGAAAGAAGAGUUCCUUGCGUGGAGGCAAGAUUUAGACGUGGAAGACAAAGACCCAACUUUAGACCGACCAACCGUCUUUCGCUGGAAAGGUGACGGCAAAGAGGUCUACCUGUCUGGAUCCUUUAACAACUGGGCCAAUAAGAUUCCCCUUAUUCGCAGUCAAAACACUUUUGUGACCAUUGUGGAGCUACCUGAAGGUGAACACCAGUACAAGUUUUACGUAGACGGGCAGUGGACUCACGACCCAGCUGAGCCUGUUGUAACAAGUCAAAUGGGUACAGUCAAUAACAUCAUCCAGGUGAAGAAAACGGACUUUGAGGUGUUUGACGCUCUCAUGGUGGACUCGCAGAAGUGCUCAGACAUGUCAGACCUCUCCAGCUCUCCCCCUGGGCCGUAUCACCAGGAUGCGUACGUUCCAAAACAAGAGGAAAAGUUCAAGUCUCCACCCAUACUCCCGCCUCAUCUGCUCCAGGUCAUCCUUAACAAAGACACUGGAAUAUCCUGUGAUCCUGCACUCCUUCCAGAGCCAAACCACGUCAUGCUCAACCACCUCUACGCUCUCUCCAUUAAGGAUGGCGUGAUGGUGCUUAGCGCAACGCAUCGCUACAAAAAGAAGUACGUCACCACCUUACUAUACAAACCCAUCUGACAGAUUUACCUGUGAAGUCAAGUAGCAAUACUCGUCCACCUACGGAUGGAUAAAACCUUUCACCUGUUUAAUCUACUAUAUGGUACACUGUUGACAAAUGUUGAAAUCUUUUGUUAUCGCAUUCAUUUCACACUGUUGAGAUUGGCACUUUGUAGACAAGAAGACUUGAGAAAAAUAGUAGGAACAAAAUAAUUACAUUUGCGAUUCAUGUAAUGUUUUUUUUUUUUUUUUUGCAAGGACAGCAUUGUUUAGGAGUACCCGUGUGCACAGGUUGUGAGAUGGAGUCACUUGACUUUGCACAAAAGUUUUCACCUUUAGGAUGGAUCAUUUCUAUUCACAGGCACCUAUUUUCUGUUCAAGACACAUCUCACGUAAAUCCUGUCUGCUUUGUAAAUACUCACAUGGAACGUGUGAGUAUUUAAUUAAUAAUUAUUAAUAAACUUAUUCAAUAAGUUUCAGCGAACGACAAAAAAAAAAUACCACUUAUGACAACAAACCUGUUUUAUUUAUUUUUUUAUCGCCUUAACAUUGUUAAAAAAACUAUAGAAAGAUGAUAUUGCAAUAUAUCAACAAAGUCAUCGACACCAUUAUUAUAUGACAUCAGAUUUUCAAUAUCACAGUGUAGCUGACACUUAGGAUGCCUUCCAAUGCACUUUUCCUGGUCGGGGGUUUUGACAUUAGUGACUUGCUAGUUUUAUGGACUGGAGCGAGAGCUUUCGGAGGUC
This is a messenger RNA of Hippocampus zosterae (dwarf seahorse), 1779 nucleotides long. RefSeq names its product protein kinase, AMP-activated, beta 1 non-catalytic subunit, a (gene prkab1a). Gene Ontology annotation, cellular component: cytoplasm; nucleus; nucleotide-activated protein kinase complex. Lineage: Eukaryota; Metazoa; Chordata; Actinopteri; Syngnathiformes; Syngnathidae. The record is from RefSeq and is a predicted model, not a curated record. Gene Ontology annotation, biological process: signal transduction. Gene Ontology annotation, molecular function: protein kinase binding. Bases 245 to 1054 code for a protein of 269 amino acids. The transcript has 9 exons.